AUGUCGCGCUUUGCCGGUCGUCCCCUUGACCGCGUGUGGUUUACCUUCCUGGUCAUGCACCUGCCAACGACCCUCCUCGUCGACCUGCAGGUCCUCUACCCAGCCUCUUGGGUGGACGGCACCCCCAUGCAGCGCCUCGUGCAGUGGUACAUGGACAUGACCAAGGACCCCGUCCUCUCGGCAGGCUUCACUGGCGGGCCCGAGUGGGACUGGUUCCGCUCGUUCAUCUGCAUCGAGGCCUUCUUCCAGGCGCCGUGUUUUGCUAUUGGAGCUUAUAUGCUUUGGAAGAACGACCGCCGCGUGUAUCCCCUCCUCGUCGCGUACGGCGCGUCCACCGCCACGACCCUCGUUCCCGUCCUGCAGGCCCUGUUCGCUGCCGACAUCUCGACCGUCGAGCUCGGCAUGCUCCUCGGCUCGUACGUGCCCUUCCUUGUCCUCCCACUCGGCAUGGCCGUCGACUUUGGCUGCCGCCUCGUCAGCAUCGUCUCGCAGGCGGACGCAGCCAAGAAGCUCUAA
This is a messenger RNA of Apiotrichum porosum, 516 nucleotides long. RefSeq lists its product as uncharacterized. Gene Ontology annotation, cellular component: endoplasmic reticulum. The transcript has 5 exons. Lineage: Eukaryota; Fungi; Basidiomycota; Tremellomycetes; Trichosporonales; Trichosporonaceae. The record is from RefSeq and is a predicted model, not a curated record. The coding region runs from base 1 to 516 and encodes 171 amino acids.